This is a messenger RNA of Paramecium sonneborni, 1689 nucleotides long. Lineage: Eukaryota; Ciliophora; Oligohymenophorea; Peniculida; Parameciidae. The record is from the annotation of a GenBank genome assembly.
UAUUUUAAUAAACAAAAAUUAAUUUUUUUAAUGAGCGGAUUCAAACUCUAUAGAUCUAGAAUAAUAUUAUCAUUAUCGUCUUAAGCUUACAAGAGAGUACACAAGUUAUCAUCUUAAACAUCCACUGAACCUGAAUUUGUUAACUAGCAAAUAAAUAAGCAAAUUAAAUUAAAUGAUGAAAGUUUCAUUAAAAUCCCAUAUAAUGAGUAAUCAAUAACAAAUCAAUAAACAAUAAAAUAAGAAACGCAGAGCACAAAUUAAAAUAUAUAAAAAACAGAAACUAAUCCUACUCAAACAAAUGAAUAAUUAGUAAAUGUAGUUGUAAAAAGUACUAUGUAAAAUAAUAACAUAAUGAGUUAUUAACAUUCAAAUAACCAAAAUGUUUAAAGCUUAAGUACUAUUGUUGAUAAACAUGACUUAAUUCAAACUUUAAAACCAGAAUUGAAAAAAGAAAUAACUAUUUUUAAUAGCUAGAAUAAAUAGUAGCCAAAUAAUUCGCCAUAAUAAAAAUAAUAAUAGAUUUAACAAAAUGGCCACUUAAUUCAAUCAAAUAAUAAGGCUGUUAAAAAGGAAAUUAAAUACUUCAAGGCUUGUGGUUUACAUAAUAUUGGAAAUACAUGUUACUUUAAUAGUGCUCUUCAAUGUAUUAUUAAUACACCAAAAUUUAAUGAUAAGUUUUUAUCAGAUGAUAUUAAACAAGAGUUUAAUCCAAAACAUAAAUAAGUAGCUGUAUAAUAUUGGAGAUUGCUCAAAUAAAUGAGAACUACUAACUAAAAUAGUGAAAACCCAGUCUAAUUGAAAUAAGCAAUCAGUAAUAUUAUAAUUCUAUUUUUAAAGCAAAUUCAACUAAGAAAUUUGGAGGCCAUAGGUAAGAGGAUUCUUAAGAAUUUCUAAGAGCUCUUUUAACAUGUUUACAUGAAGAUUUAAAUAGGGUUACAGGAAAACCAAUCUAUAAAGAACUCAGUGCCGAUCUUAAUAAAUAAACUCUUGAAGAAAUAGUAAAAUAUUUUUUUAUUCAAGUCUAAUACAUGGUUUAAUUACUUUAAAGGAAGAGAUAAUAGUUUGGUUACAGAUUAUUUUACAGGAUAAUUAUUAAGCAGAGUCACUUGUAGUGUGUGUAAAAAUCAAUCAUUAGCAUUUGAUAACUUUUAAGAUUUAUCUUUAGCAUUUCCAAAUAUCUAAGGAAAUUAAAUCACUCUUGAAGAUAUGCUAAAAUAUUAUUUAAGUGAAGAAAAUAUUAAUCAAUAUACUUGUGGAAAAUGUAGAUAGUAAAGAAAAUGUACAAGAUAACUUGAGAUUUGGAGAUUACCAGAUAUUUUAGUUAUUCAUUUAAAAAGGUUUUAUUACAAAGGUUCUAUGAAGAAAAAGAUUAACAUAGAUAUUAAGUUUGGUGCAAAAUUAGAUAUAAGCUAAUUUAUUGUUAAUAGUACCGACAAAUCAACUUUAAAUUGUUAAUAUAAUUUAUAUGGAAUUGUAAAACAUUAUGGUGAUUUAAAUUUUGGUCAUUAUUUUGCGUAAAUUUAUUAUUAAUUAAUUAGAGAAUGCAAACAUCCAUACACUCAGAAAUGGUACUAAUUAAAUGAUAGCUCUGUUUCUGAAAUAAAGCCUAAGGUCUCUUAUGAAUCCGAUAAUUCAGCCUAUUUAUUAUUAUACAGUCGUAUUUGAUAAAUAUAUUUGUGAAUAAAGUGU